AUGUAUUAUGCAAAAGAUGAUCCCGAGCGCAGCACUAAUAAAGCCUUUUAGAUUUAUGGAGAUUUUAGGGGAUGGGAUUGUGCAAACAGUCCCACUCACUGACAGACCAGUGCAGAGGCAGAGCAUUGGACAGCAGGGGUUGAAUCGAGGAGGUGGGGUCUGUCCCAUGUCGGCUGUCUGAUGGAGAGAAGAGGGGCACUGCACAGUGGUAUGAAAAGACAGAGUGCUACGCAGAGUGAGUGAGAGAGAGAGAGAUAGACUGCAGGCAUGCAGCGACAGAGCUGCAUGUAUGUUUAAAGAGGCUGCUACAGAGUGGGCUGCUGAUGAGGUAAGAAGCUCAAACAUGGCAUGCUAAAAGAAAGCAGCUGUGCACUCCUUUUCUGCUGUUGUUAUGAAUGACUGUUCGUGCUCGUUGUUUGCAGAAUGCUGUGGUUAAUAACCUAGUUGGAGUAUUUUUCAUACACAGUGUUUGCAUUAAUAUGCUCACUCCACAAGCAGGGAUUCAAGCUACCUACUGAUGAUACCCUAGCAGUGCGGUUACAUUGAUUGUGCUUUGAAUUUAAUGUACCUUUCUUUUUUCUCCAGGUCUGUAAAGCAUGAUAUCCAAAGAGACCCGAAGUUAGAGAUCUGUCAAACAUGUGAUUGGAUAACACCCCUCAAGACCUUUGUCAUGUGACUCAGUGGCGGAGUUGGUAGACCCUCGCCAUGCUCUCUCUGUGGAAUCUUUAUCUUCUCCUCUCCCUGCCCUCACUUCUCUCACUUCAUGUCAUUGCCUUCACUAAAGAGAUUAUUCUAGAAACAGGGCAGCCGGACAGUGACAAAGGAGCACACCAUCUCACACAGUCCUUACCUCAUGGUUUUGGUACAGCAGGGGACCCCGAGUUUGGAAAUAACUUCCUGGGUCAACCUUUGAGCUGGUCCUUAUCAUCAUCAUCUGAGGAAUCAGAUAGGCAAGGUGUUAUUGGUGAAUACACUGAUAUACUGGAGAGCACAGAGGAGCCUGUUUCGUAUCCUAAUGAGAAAGGACUGAUCAUAUCCAGCCCAACAAAUGGUGCAACAAAAGACGCUGCCUUGGAGGACAGCGCACAAACAACAAAGUCGACAUUAAAGUAUCUACCAGCCGAGACCAGCACUGAGUUGAUAUUUCAUUCCUCACAGGCUGGAAAAAAUCUGCCAACUUUUUCAUCAUCACAGAGAGAGACGUCAGAUGGCAAGUCACCUUUGUUUCUGUCUGGCUCACAGGACUUCCCGAUAUCAACCACCACACCUGGGUCAAGUCCAGGGCUCCCCACUCCACAAGUGUCCACUGAAACUUUGGGAUGGACUGCAAACCCUUCUGUUGUCACACUAGGACAGACACAAGAGGGGACUGUCCAGUCAAAAGAGACCGGCGCUGGACUGACUGAUGUUACAGAGCAGAAUUUGCAGAGCGGAACUGUCAGAACAGAGACAGUCAAAGGUAACGGUUCUUCCUUCACAUUUAUAAAACUAUUUCUGACAUAAUUUUUCACACCAGUUGUAAAUGAUCACAUUUAUUUUUCCAAGAUCAAAGAGGAGAAAACUCUGUGGCUCUGUUUGACUGCAGAGUUUGUGAUAUGUAUUCUGCUGGCAGACACACUUGUUUUAUAUUCAGACUGGAUUUUGGCUCCAAGCCUUCACACCAUUCAAACAGAUUUUUUAGUCCUUCACCUCCUCUCCCUUUUUAUGCUCUAAAGAUUCACAGUUAAACCUGCAUGUCCAGUAUUUACUUGAAACACACACACACACAAACAAGAUGUCAUUCACUUGUCAAAUAAACGAUGUGUUGUGUCCACAGCCACCAGGGGUGAAAGGUUAAUACAGACCUGUGUGACAUUAACCUUUGCAUUUAUAAGUCGACAUAGUUUCUGCCAAAGUGUGUUGUUUCUUGUGUUCAAAAGGAAAAAGCAAGUUAUAGUGUUUUCCAAAUAGUGCGGUGAACACAGUGUUUGAAGGUCAGUCAAUGUUUGCUUUAGAAAUGUGCAUUAACAGAAUAACUUUACCACGAAUGGAUGAACAGGAAUACAGUCCAUUUAGAGGAAGUGUUUCUCUGUUUCUGUUGGCUGCAUACAGUUUACUUUGAACGUGUUUUACUCAGAAUGAGAUGCCUCUAUUAUUUAGAGGUUACACAACCUCAGUCAGACAUGAUUGUCAAACAUUUCUGUAUUUCCCAAUAAUAUAAGAACACCUUUCAACCAUACUUAACGUGAGCCUCGAAAAAUGAGAGCAGCAACGAGGUCAAUACUGGCUAAUCAUCACACAUCCCACUCUUUCUUUUUUUAUGAACACACACGCAUGCACACACUGUGUACUUAUGCUCCCGCUCUCUCUGACCCAGUUAGACAUUCCCAGUAACAUGCCUGCUCUGUUUUAUUAUAGAUUACCGUCAUACGUUUCUGACUCUUCUCUACGCUCCUCUUAGACAAUAAAAGAUAAUUACUUUGGGUUUUUUUUUAAAGUUGUCUUCAUUGCAAAAUGCUAAUGAAGAACUGAAGGCAAAGAAAUGGAAUAUGAGGGAACAUAAGCACAUGCAAAGUGAGGCUAUAUUUUGAGCUAGUAACUGCAUGCUAACAGACUCUGUUGUCCUGCUGGUAAUGUUCAGAUUAUUUACCACCUUGAUUUAGUGUGUAGACACAGUUUGGCCUUAAUUCAAACCUUAAAAUCUUUCUUCACAUUUGACACAAUCCGGGGGUAACUGAUGUCUUUUUUUGUACUUGGUUUACAGAUAAUCCAAAGGAUGACAGGUCACAGACAGUUGGCACACAGUUGCUCGAUGGCAACAUAGACACAACUGCCACACCCUGCAAAACAUCCAAUCAGUCCCUGACGCCCACCUUCCCUGAGGAUCUUAUUCCUAAUGAAUCCCUUCGCCACUCCCUGGCUCUCACCUCCACCCUCUUUGUCCCUCUGUACUCAGACUGGAACUCUGCCCUCGCCACAUGGGGAUUUGCGUGGGAAGCUCACAUCUAUGGCCUCGGGGCUGUGUUCGCUGUAUUUGGCCUGAUCUCUGUGGUCUGCCUGUUGGGCUUGCCCUUGCGAUGUCCCUCUGGAAGCCCCUUCUUCACCUUGUUGCAUUUGUUUCUCCUGUCUUUCGCAGGGAUUCAAGCUUUCUGUUUGCUCUACGAUGCUUAUAAUCAACAAGACCGUCUGCCUCCUCUGGUCUCUCUGUUGCUGUCUGAGUUGCUCUACCCUUGUCUGAUAUCAGCCUUUACUCUGGCGUUUUUCCUCCUCUCUUUCCGCUCACGCAAACAUCUUUCGCUGCCUCUUGCUAAUUCCACCUCAUUCUCCAUCUUACCCAAACCUAGCUUGUUGUUGUGCAUGAUCCUGUUGCACAUUACUGUGUCUCUUGGGAGUGUUGGCAUGCUCCAGCUCUUCCACAGCCUCCCCAGCGUGAUCUUGCUGCUUCCUCAGGGUUUGUUUGUGUGUCUCUCCAUCUUCCUCUCAUGCUAUUACCUCAUCUUUUUCUGCUUGAUGCAAGUCAACACAAAACACAUCUACAGGCUGAAUGACAAUAUAGAAAGUGGAGGAUCUCCUGAAGUCAUGCGACCUGCAAGUGCCCCCUUUGCCAAAGAGGAGGACUGGGGUAGGGCAGCAGGAGCAGGUUUAGGGGCUUCAUUGUGUUUGUUGGGAUGUGGAGGCUUCCAGCUGUACGGGAUCCUGCAUGCCCUUGGUUUUGGAGGGGUUGAUGGGUAUGGGUUCCAACCCUGGCCCUGGUGGGGCUUCCAGGUAGGCUGCAGGAUCUGCGAGGUUGGGGUAUGUCUUGGUUUGUCUCUAAUUGGUACUCACCCUCUGUUCUGUCAAAAUAACUCCUCCAUCAAGACCAUAUCGCAUCCUCGACCAGGAACUUGGUCUCGCCUCUCCUGCAGCUCCCCCUCUCAAAGACUCACCCUGCCCUCUGACAAGGGUGCACAUUCCUCUGUCCACUCUUCCAAUGAGUCCUGGUCCCAGAGUAAACAGGAAAACCUGGUUGUCUGUGAUGUAAUCUCCAAAGGACAAACAGAAACUUUACCCCUUUUUUCAAUGGUGGAUUCUCCAGGGAAUGGACUGGACUGUGACCCCAAGUCCAGUCGAGUCUGUAACACUGUACUGCCUCUACCUACACCCCCAAGCCCACCGCACAGGCCUAAACCUGCAGUUGAGUCUCAGAUAUCCUCACUGGAUAGUCUAAGACCAGACUCUGACUCUACUGUGGAUCUGCGGCCUCCAUCUCCAAUUAACUUGUCACGCAGCAUCGACCAAGCCCUGUUUAGUGAAUCCCUCUUCUCUCAAAGUAUCUUUGGUACGCCAAGACUAUUUCAAACUUCAUCAAGCCUCUCCUUGAGCUCCCCUAGCCAAGGCACAUCAAAGCAAGGGCCAAGCGCCAUGGAAAAUGCCCUCUACCGCACAUCUUCCUGCGGAGACGCUGAUCAAGAGAACCUGUCCCUUUCGAGGCCCCCCCAGUCACAUCGCUCUCAUGGCAAGUCACCAGAGUCAUCACAGCAAUGGGAUUCCAAAGGGAGUAUCUCUGGUUCAACCCAGGAACUGUGCAACAAUUCUAAGGACAUGGGAAAGUUGCGAUCACACUCCUGGGCCAACAGAGGUCAGAACUUUGCUCAGAGCAGCCUCCCAAGAGCAAUCCCUCACCUGUCUUACCACAGGCGUUACCGAACCCUGAGCCUGGCCUCCCAGGACAGUCAAGGGUCUGGCCGGCUGGCAGGGACUAAACAGCUGAGUGAGAGCAAACAGCUGGAAUGGGAUUUGGCUGUUCAGGCAGAGUUCGUCAAUGUGUGCAGACAAAUUGAUGCCCUGAGUGUGUGUAGUGACACCAUUGAAUUGUAGAACUUACACAAGUUCACUCAUGGAUCAAAAUGCAGCUCGCUCCAAAUAGAUGAGGUAGUGGUGUAAAACUGUACAUUAUCAAGUAUACAAAAAAGGAUAACUACAUGGACUAAAGGCAAUUUCUAUAAGAGUUUUAAAGUUAUUGUUGUAUGUAUAUCUCCCUUGAUCUGAAGGGUCAUCCAUAUAUUUUUUCCCCAACAAAUAUUAACUAGCUCCUGUUUUUGCAGUCCCAAUGAAUGUAAAUGGAGCUUUGAUGAUGUAUAAUUUACAAAGUGAGCUUUUUACGUUGGGUACGAUCCUGCUAAAAGAAAGGUUUGAUGUUCUGCGGUUGUUGAACAGUUGUUAUUCCAACAGUGGGGAGUGGAAAAAAGACUUGAAAUAAAAGUAGCCAUUUUAAUCUGUUCCAAAUGUGUGGAAUGAUACUAAAUCCAAACUCAGCUGGGAUAAAGAGAAAAAUAGUCAAUCUGUAGUAAAAAUGCCCAAUCUCCGAAUAGUUCUGUGAAUAAGCGAAGAAUACAAAAUACUUCCCUUGUUAAAAUGACCUUUAUUAAUACAACACUAUUUACAGUAAAUAUAAAUCAGGGGAUAGGUGACAGAGCUGGACAGCUGUUUGCUCUGUAGUUUCUGUAACCAUCAAGACAGAAAAUUGUAAAAUAAGUUUGUUAACCAACAAAGUAGCUCAUUUAGCUGUUGUCAGGUUAAUACUACGUCACUGUAAGAUUAAGAAUCAAUCACAGAGCUACAAUUCAUGUUUUAAAUCAAAGACAUUGAGUACUUUCAUGACAAAAAAAUCAAGCACAAAAGAAACCAACAUUGCCUACAACUCUGAAAGGAAAGAUAUUGAACUAGAGCUUUUCACCUAGCUCACAGCUCUAUUUCAGUGACCCACAAUUUUAUUUUUGCUUUUCAAAAUUUGAGACAAAAAUAGACAAAAAACAAUCUACAUGUACAUUCAAUAGUCAUGUUUUUAAUUUUCAUUAUAUUCUAUUUAUUAUAUGACAUUUAUAUCAUAUUUAUUGCAAAAUUAAAUUGUGGAAGAUCUCCAUAUGUCAAGCCAAUCUGACUUAUUUGUAUUAUUUCUACAAACUCGGGGAUGAUUUGAUCAGAUUACUAGAACUUAAGGUGUGGAAAGUCUCCUGUCUUUAAAACUCAAACAUUUUUCAUCCAAUAUUUUGGUUCCGGAGAAGAUAAAGAUAUUAUAAAUAUUUGCUCCUUUAAGGCUCUCUUAAGUAUAAACUCAUAUUUAUCGGUUAAGGCUGGUGCUAAGCUUAUGUCCCCUCUGCAGCAGUGCAGCACAUACAUACAUCCAUUCAAUGACACUGAAUGUGCUUCAGCCACAUUUAACUACUGCAUUGUGAGGAUGAUGACAACAUAAUGUGCUAUAUAGUUAAUUUCCUCCUGAGUCAGUAAGCUUUACACACAAGAUUGCAGGCAAGAAAAUGGUGUGUCUAAAUAUAAUCAUGUCACUUCACAUUUCUGGAGUCUGCUCCCACUAUCAGAGGAUCGCUGUCUCACAGCAAUUUAAUAUUUUUUGUCUUUCCUUUUAAACAAAAUGAUUAUUUUAAAUCUGCAAGGUUUUUUGUGCAUUCCUCUGUACCACGGAGAAAAAGACUACUUCUGCAAUUGAACCUUGAUCCUUGAGUGGGAAAUGAAAAGUGUGCUUGUUUGAAAGGAUCAACAGAAAAGUUAAUGAUGUUACCCUUGCUUCACGUUGUCUGCACAGAGGGAAAAAACUGAUGAAAGAGUUCAUGUGCAGUCACUUUCAAUAAUCUACGUUACUGGUGUUAUUGCUACUUUUAUAUGUGGUCAGAGGGGGGAAACAAAAGAAAGCAGAUUGUGAAGUGGAUUUUGACUGCUUCCUCAUUGUAGUCUGAUCACGUGCGCCCACUGCAUCUGCUCAGAGUUGCCGGGGUUGGUACGUUAGGUAGUGAUCGAGGGUUUCCUUUUCCUGCACCCUCAGUAAAGCCGCUUCUCGUAACUACACAGGAUAAAAAAAUAAAAAAUAAUUAGCAUUUUCUGUGUCAGGAAAGUGUUUUACCCCCACAAGAACUAGCUUGGGUGGGGAAGAUUAAACAGAAGAGAAAGAUAGGAAUGUGAUGACCAGAUGGAUGUACUUACAUGGCACAAAAGAAUAUCUAAUGUGAUAGCAUGGGUUAGAAAAGAGGAAGAGAGAAGACAAAUUUGAUGCUACCAAGUAAACAGCAGUCCAUUUGACAGCAAGAAGGUUUCUCACUGAGAGACUGAACACAGAUGGCACUUUGACACAGAAUGUUAGUUUCAUUACUGUUUUUUAAGCAGCCAAGGAUCAGGGGUCAGACUUACGAAUGUAGGCCGUGGACUCCCCCCUCCAUCUGGGCCGACAUGGUUCUCUUCUCAAACUUCAGCUCACCGGAGUACAUCAUUGACCUGGUACAAAAAAAACCCCGACACUGUUCAUGUACGUCAAAGCACCAGCACAAGUAAAACCUUUGACAACAUGAAAACUGGAUGUAGUCUUACCUUAAAAUGGACAAACUUUUUGCUCCUAUAUCCUGACAGCCAUGUUGGAUACCAGCUAUGAGAUAAGGAACGAACUUGUGGAUGGAGCCUUUAUCUUGGACUGAUCCUGAAACACCUUGGGCCACCUUCACCUUAUCUCCCUCACUGGACACGCACAAGGUAAAAGAAAAAAAAACAGUGUAAGAAAUGCUAUAAAAUAUUAAGCAUAGGGUACAAGAAAAGUAGCCACCUUUGCAACCACGCACACUUACCUGAAGUAGCGUUUCUGGCUGUUGUUUUUUUCCAUGGCAUCCAGCGAGCCCAUACCUCUAUAUUUCUUCAAGCGCACACCAUCCGAGAAGAAAUAUUCUCCCGGAGCUUCAGUGGUCGCAGCAAGCAAUGACCCCAUCAUCACUAAGGACAGACAAAUAUAAGAUUUUUUGGUACAACACUGCAAAGAAAGAAAAUAAUGUAACACUUGAGGAUACGUUGGAAUUGUAGUUCUCUACCCGUAGAUGCUCCCAGGGCCAGGGCUUUUACCACGUGUCCAACAGUCUGAAUGCCUCCAUCAGCGAUUACCGGCACACCAAAACGCCGGGCAUACUCUGCAACCUUAUACACUGAAGUACCUUGGGGUCGUCCACAUGCCAUCACUGAAGACCAAAGCAGUAAUAUCUUGUGUUAACAGCUGAUUUUUCCAUUGUUUUCCAAUCUUUCUUGUCUGACAUUCACAGAACUUGACUCUUCAGUAAUACCUUCCUGAGUGAUACAGAUGGAGCCACACCCCAUGCCCACCCUCAGUGCAUCCACGCCAGCAUCUAUAAGGUUUUUAGCCUGAGCAGCUGUCACCACUAGAGAGAGACAAACACACAGAGAAGAGCUCAGUUGUAGGAAACAGGUGUAGUAUGUUAAAAGAAGAAGACUUCAUGUGUUAGUUGUGGUUAGACCUGACGGAGCCCCUCUUUCCUGUUAUGAGCACACACCCACUGAGACUGCCUCAGUGAGAUUCAGUAACCCAGACUCUUAUCACACUCUCUGUUGCAGUUUCUCCUCACUUUACAAAGACCAGUAAUAAAAUAUAAAAAAAACAGCUGAUAGACUCAAGAUCCUUUAUUGAUUCUUAUGAUAAAACAUGAAAUUUCCAAAACAAAAGAAAGCAUGCUCACCAUUUCCUCCCACUACUUGUAGUUCAGGAUAUUUUUGUUUGAUGUAGUUUAUCGUGUUGAUCUGAUAAACUGAGUUUCCUUGAGAGGAAUCCUUUAAAAUGAAACAAAACACAAAAACAAAACACUGAAUAGAGAAGCAAUACUUUAAAUCAGAGAUGACGCACCCAGAGGGUAAAAUUUGUUGCUGAUCUAUAGAGGUAAAAGGUACAAAAGAAUAACACACUAGUCAAGCUAAGAUAAUCAUUCAUCAUAGAUUGCUGGUUUGUUUUGGCUUGUACUGUCAUUUUACAGAAUUAAACUCUCACAGCUAAUGCUUAACUCAGUAUAGCCAAGAUGCUACAGUCAACACUAGCACCUGCAGCCAUCGGUAAUGAUCCAUCAGUGGUUGAUGUUAGAAUAACUCAGUGUACAAACCUUAAAAUAGCAGUAAUUAUCAGAAACAAAAUCCAAAGCCCUCCUGUGUCAAUAGGCUGAACAUCUUUGGCUGACAUCAAAUUUGCAUAAUAACCACCAAAAGCUUAAUCAGCCCACAGUCCACACCUACCAGUACCACCACGUCCACCCCAGCUUGAAUGAGCAGCUCCAGUCUGUAUUUGUCAUCCUCCCUUGUACCGAUGGCAGCUCCGCACAGAAGCUGUUUGCGUGAGUCCUUGGAAGCCAGAGGAUAAUCUCUGUUCUUUUUCAAGUCAGUCCUCGCAAUGAUGGCAACCAGUUCAUCACUGUCGUUAACGAUGGGAAGCUUACCUGGGAGAGCCAAACAAAAACAAAGCCUGAGUGUUUAAGUGAGUUUAAGCGUCUGCCUACCAGCUGUGUGACUUAGUUCACUGAGAUUGACCUUUUUUGCUACGUUGCAGUAUGUCAUUAGCUUCUUUUAGAGUGACCCCAGCAGGUGCAACAACCAAAUCUUCCCUUUUAGUCAUUGCCUAAAAGAAGAAAGUGUAUAAGUUUACAUAGAGACAAUUUAUUUGCUUUGUUUGUAAGGUCUUAAGACACAAAUCCUUAUGAAUCAGUUUUACACCCACCUCCUCCAGGGGUCUGUCAUGGUCCUUCUCAGACAAAAAGUCUAUGUCUCUGGAGGUCACGAUACCAACAAGCUUGCUGCCCAUCUUGCCAGUCUCUGUGACAGGGAUCCCUGAGAAACCAUGGCGUAUCUUUGCCUCAAACACAUCCCCGACUGUGUGCCUGGGACUCAUUACCACUGGGUCUGUGAUAAAGCCCUGCUCAAAUUUCUGUGAAGGACAAAAAAAAGUGAUUAUUUUGACUGGUGAUGUUUGAUUCUAAAAAAUAAAAAUACUUCAUGCUCUUUUAAAUUUUGUUCAUCUUACCUUGACCUUGCGAACCUCAUUGGCCUGAAACUCUGCAGUACAGUUAUGAUGAAUUAUUCCAAUCCCGCCCAUCAGCUGAAACCAGCCAAUCAGAGAAAGGAAAAUCAACAACAGUGGAAAAGUACACAAUUGUUGACAGAAGUGCUGACUAUCUGAAGUGGAGGAGAAUGGUGCUAAGCCAAGACUGACUCUUAGAAACGCUGCACAUGCAUGUGUGUGCUCUUGUGCUAAGCUUGUACUCACUGCCAUGGCAAUAGCCAUAGAUGACUCUGUGACUGUAUCCAUGGGAGAUGAAAUAAGAGGGGUCUUCAGGGUUAUCUUCCUCGUCAAUGCAGAGGUUAGAUCCUGAAAAUAAAAAGAUAUAUGAUCUGAUUUUUGAUCUUCAAAGGUUAUUAACAUAAAUGACAAAGUAAAUCUGAAGUAAAACUGUGAUGAAAUUAGGAGUUUGUGCAUUGAAACUAGAAGAUUGAUCAGCAUUACUCAUUCAAAUGGCAUCUCCAGUGUUGCAGAUUUAGCACACGGGUAACUCACAGUAUUUGCUAAUGUAAUGUUAGGAUGUGUUUUUAAUUUGCUCUGCAUCGACCCACAGCUGAAGCCACUUCAGGCACAUUAGAGGCUAGUUUGUUGGAUUCACCUGCUGAGUAUUAGAUGGCUCAGGUGUGCAUCUGCUUGUAAACACUUGUUAUUGUGAUCCAGGCAUGAAAUUAAUUAAAUGUCCCGGCAGACUUUGCGAGGAAAAUUCAAAACAAGCCAAACAAAUAAACCUAUGCUCUAAGGAUCUCAACAAAGAGAUCCUUUUCUUUUACAAAGGUCUGGCAAAUUUUGUGAACAUUUGAAUGUUUAUUACAGUUUUUGGCUCUUUUUUCUACAAUACUCACCACUUCAUCAGACAUAAAAUCAAUGAAACCAGGGAGGAUCAGGAAGUCACUGCAAGUACAGACAUAAUAUAUCACUUUGCUUAUAAAAAUAACCAACAAUCAGUAUUUGACGAUCACAUAGCUGAAACUGUGCAUGUAACUGUUGAGCACUUAACCAUUCCUUUAAAGCAGCUACUAAGUUGACCAACACUCAGCAGACAUAAUCUGUCACCCUCUCAACCCUCUGCAUCAAUCCCCUGUACACUGAUAAACCCUGCAUAUAGCCUCCAUUAAGAGACAACAUCAACACCCACUGAUAUGUACAAUCCCACACACACACAGAUACACACACACUCUGCUUUUAAUGUCUGUGACACCACUCACUGUCAUCCUUGAUAGUAGUAUUACUCGUUCUAAUCCUCCAUAUAAAACCCAAGCACAUGUGUCAUCACUGAUAUUACUAAACAUCUAAUGGAAGACAUUGCAUAACGUUAAUGCACAUAUCUGUUGAUGCACAUGUGCACGUGUAUGCAUGAUCAUAAAUUUUUUUUUUUUUUUUUAGGCAUCUCUUACUUGUAUGUAAGUCCGUCGCCGAUUGAAAAGAGUUGUUGUGCUGUUAAUCCGUCUUCAGGAACAUAACCUGUGCCUCCGCUGAUCAGAUAGUCUGCCAUACUGAAACAAACAAACAAAAAACCCAAAAAUUCAAACAAAAUCUAGGGGAAAAAAAGUUUAAAAAAGUCAGUUUCAUGUUAAAUGUUAAUAUGACAUUGGAUUUUUGAUCCUCUUUUAACACCAUGUCUCCCAAAGUCAUAGCUCCAA
Molecule: messenger RNA, 11481 nt
Organism: Xyrichtys novacula (pearly razorfish)
Lineage: Eukaryota; Metazoa; Chordata; Actinopteri; Labriformes; Labridae
Source: the annotation of a GenBank genome assembly